This is a messenger RNA of Hermetia illucens (black soldier fly), 851 nucleotides long. It is a transcript of the gene Arfrp1, whose product is annotated as ADP-ribosylation factor-related protein 1. NCBI's taxonomy places the organism in Eukaryota, Metazoa, Arthropoda, Insecta, Diptera, Stratiomyidae. The record is from RefSeq and is a predicted model, not a curated record. Gene Ontology annotation, molecular function: GTPase activity; GTP binding. The transcript is spliced from 4 exons. Gene Ontology annotation, biological process: intracellular protein transport; Golgi to plasma membrane protein transport; protein localization to organelle. Bases 88 to 690 code for a protein of 200 amino acids. Gene Ontology annotation, cellular component: Golgi apparatus.
UGCAAUUUGGCAUUUGCCGGGCUCGGUUUACGUCACUUCUGUCAUUUGAUGGAAAACGUAAACACAGCAUUUUCCCCAAUAUAAAUCAUGUACACUUUACUGCACGGUUUCUACAAAUACCUGACACAAAAGGAGGAAUAUUGUGUUCUUAUCCUAGGCCUAGACAAUGCUGGCAAAACGACUUACUUGGAGGCAGCUAAGACGAAGUUCACAAAGAACUACAAAGGUAUGAAUCCGGCUAAGAUAACGACAACAGUUGGCUUGAAUAUUGGGCAAAUCGAUGUGCAGGGAAUUCAUCUAAAUUUCUGGGACUUGGGCGGUCAACAGGAGUUGCAAUCGCUUUGGGAUAAAUACUACCAAGAAUCGCAUGCUGUUAUUUACGUGAUUGAUUCAAACGAUCGUGAGCGAAUGGAUGAGUCCAAGCAAAUCUUUGAUAAAAUGAUAUCAAACGAACUACUAUCCGGAGUGCCUCUUCUUUUAUUAGCGAAUAAACAAGAUUUACCUGACGUUAUGGGAGUUCGUGAAAUAAAGCCUGUUUUCCAACAGGCCGGCGUAUUAAUUGGUCGUCGAGAUUGCUUAGUUAUGCCUGUGUCAGCUUUGACCGGGGAAGGUGUUGACGAGGGCAUCCGCUGGCUUGUAGAUGCCAUCAAAAGAAACAGCAUAAUCCGACCGCCAAGAGAGAAUGAUUGAGAAGGUUUUAUUCGAUAUACACUUUUAUUAAUGUUAAAAAUAUAUUUAGAUUUAUUUGAAAUUUAUAUAAUAAUUUUAUUCCAGAGAAUAAGACAGAUAAAUUGUAAAAUGUAUAUAAGAAAUAUUAACAGAAAUUUAAUAAUAAAACUAUUGAAAGUCAA